AUGGACAUCGACAGUUUUGUCCGAUUAACAGUUCAAGAAGACGUAUCUUCGAACUGCAGCUUGAUUGCGGGCAACUACAGCACCUCGCAGUUAGCUGAAAACUCAACUUCUGCUCAAUUAAAAUGUCUCGGUGAAGAUCAACAGAAUCAAAGCUCGGGAAUGAAACCAGACAUUUCCAUAUUUGUAUGGUUUUCGUACAUCUUAUGCGGUCUUGCGAUCUGCUCCAUCGUGGGUAAUUGUCUACCAAUCGCGGCAAUCGUCAAGCAGGAGACACUGCACAAACCGGUCUACAUUCUCAUGGCCAACCUGGCAGCAAGUGACAUUUGCACUGGUGUAAGCUUACUCUCCAUGAUCUGUACGGGUUAUUCUAUGCCUGUUGUGCCCGAGGCACUGGUCCGUUUUUACUUGACAACAGUUCUCCUUUCCGCGCUUACCUCCGCUUACAGUCUGCUGACCCUGACGGCUGAGCGCUACUGGUUCAUUGUCCAUGGCAUGACCUACGUCAACAACGUCACUAACGACCGCUGCCUGAUAAUGAGCGCUGUCGUAUGGGUUUGGAGUGGCAUUUUCGCAAUGCUGCCGUACUUUGGCUGGAACUGUACGGUAGAAUGUAUUCCUCUUUCAAGCGCAAGCUAUGCCUACAGUUACCUGGUCCUUGUCUUGGUGCUAGUCUUCAUACCGAUGACUGCAAUCGUGGGCCUCAAUCUCGGCGUCUUCUGGUGUCUGUGGAAGCAGGUUAGCGCCAUCAAGCGACAAGAAGCCGCGGUGCACGCCCAACACAGCACCAGCAGGAAAUCCUCAAUCACCGUUCUCAUCAUCACCAUUCUGUUUCUAGUAGGGUGGCUGCCAUUUUGCAUCAGAAUCGCCGACGGCAUUGCCUGCAAACAAGACUGCGGCAUCACAGGCCCGCCCAUGCUAGGGUUUGUCAUCGUAAAUUCCGCGCUUAAUCCAAUCAUCUACGGCUUCCGGCUGAAAGACAUUCGCCGUGGUGUCAAGCGCCUCUUCUUCGGCCGCGCCGUUAACGCAGUGCACCCAAAGAAAAGGAACCAAACCUCGGCAAUAAAACCAAAUACUGCUCUAUCUAUUUGGUUGUCAUACAUCUUAUGCGGUCUUGCGAUUUGGUCCAUCGUGGGGAAUUGUCUACCAAUCGCGGCAAUCGUCAAGCAGGAGACACUGCACAAACGGGUCUACAUUCUGAUGGCCAACCUGGCAGCAAGUGACAUUUGCACUGGUGUAACCUUACUCUCCGUGUACUGUACGGCUUAUUCUUAUACUGAUCUUGUUCUGCCUGAUGUACUGGCGCAUUUCUACUUCACAACAGUUCUCCUCUCCGCGCUUACCUCCGCUUACAGUCUGCUGACCCUGACGGCUGAGCGCUACUGGUUCAUUGUCCAUGGCAUGACCUACGUCAACAACGUCACUAACGACCGCUGCCUGAUAAUGAGCGCUGUCGUAUGGGUUUGGAGUGGCAUUUUCGCAAUGCUGCCGUACUUUGGCUGGAACUGUGCGGUAGAAUGUAUUCCUCUUUCAAGCGCAAGCUAUGCCUACAGUUACCUGGUCCUUGUCUUGGUGCUAGUCUUCAUACCGAUGACUGCAAUCGUGGGCCUCAAUCUCGGCGUCUUCUGGUGUCUAUGGCAGCAGGUUAGCGCCAUCAAGCGGCAAGAAGCCGCAGUGCACGCCCAACACAGAACCAGUAGGAAAUCAUCAAUCACCGUUCUCAUCAUCACCAUUCUGUUUCUAGUAGGGUGGCUGCCAUUUUGCAUCAGAAUCGCCGAAGGCAUUGCCUGCAAACAAGACUGCGGCAUCAAAGGCCCGCCCAGGAUAGGGUUUGUCAUCGUAAAUUCCGCGCUUAAUCCAAUCAUCUACGGCUUCCGACUGAAGGAAAUUCGCCGUGGCGUCAAGCGUCUCUUCUUUGGCCGCGCCGUAAACGCAUUGCACCCGAAGAAAAGGACAACUGCAUUUGUUUUGACGACGGUUCAAAAAUAA
Branchiostoma belcheri (Belcher's lancelet) is the source of this 1986-nucleotide messenger RNA. RefSeq lists its product as uncharacterized. NCBI's taxonomy places the organism in Eukaryota, Metazoa, Chordata, Leptocardii, Amphioxiformes, Branchiostomatidae. Gene Ontology annotation, cellular component: membrane. Gene Ontology annotation, biological process: G protein-coupled receptor signaling pathway. Gene Ontology annotation, molecular function: G protein-coupled receptor activity. The record is from RefSeq and is a predicted model, not a curated record. Bases 1 to 1986 code for a protein of 661 amino acids. The transcript has 2 exons.